CACUUUAAUCAGAUCGCUGGUCCGGAAUAGACAUUGUCGACUGACUUUCCUAUUUUUUAUUGUAUCAGUUAAAAUUCUCAAUGUGUCACUAAAAAUAAACGGCCAGAUCGCUGAACGGAAAAACAAGAAAAUUCGAAGUGUUAUUCAUUUGUUCGCCCAAGCACAGAAUAAAGUGUAGUUUUUACAAUGGCCAAGGAUCAAGAGGGAAACACAUAUCACCCAUCCGCCCCGGACUCCACGGAGGACCAGAAACGGGAGCAGCGUGCCCGCCUUAUCAAGGCAUUGAGCCGCUUCAAGCCCCGCGAUGCCAGUCCGCUUCAGUUCUACAACUGCGUCCGCGAACUGUGCAUCAUGCACAAUUGCAGCAUCGACGAGGGUCUGGAACGAGCGGCGUUAACUUGGCCAGGACUUAGCAUGCGCCAGAGAGAGCUGUACGAUUCGCAACGCCACGCAGAACUGCCGAUCCCUGUCCCACGUCACCUAAUCUACCGAGCAUUCCAGAAGGAGAGCAAGGGUCUCUGGUCCUUGGGCCGCUCCUCGGCGGGUGGCAACAAGCAGAGCACCCGCUACACCCUGGAGUCCUAUAAGCCGCCGCCCAAGCUGUCCCGCCUGAAGACGCAGCUGAAUGAGCGGCGUCCCAAGUACGACAAUCUAUUGGAUCUGCCGCCCAAGGAGGCAGCUAUGCGCGUGCCGCCGGAGCCGAAUCGGAAAUUUUCCAGGGUAUCACCAGCAUCCGGUCGCCGGAUACGGAGUUUUACGCCUCCGGCCGUUACGCGUGUUCAAUCGAUCCGGCAGAUUCUGUCGAUGGCCAGUGUGGACAUGAAGAAGAGCACCCGGGUGCGGAAUUCGGGAAAAAGCAAUCGAACCAAGAAACCCGAAGCGGCAGAAGCCGGCAAAUCACAGCCGGAUAAACUGGCAACCGGAGUUCCCAAGCUGACGAAGAAGAAGACGAUCAAACGCAAGGUCAUCGCCUCCAAGGCAAAGCGAUUGGCCAAGGAGGAGGAUCUGCUGUCCUCGAAUAGCUGGGAAGAGGCCAUCGGAUGUGUUCGCCGGCGUCUCAUGAUGCACAAGCCCCUAAAGUCCAAAUCCUAACUAUAUACAAUAUAUAUAUAUACCCCACAAAAUGGUGUCAGUAAGUGUAGUUUUUACUUGUUAAAGAAUUACAUCAUUGUCCUCAAUUGAAAGGCUGAUUGUUAGUCGUGCUCUCCUUUAAGACAACACAAGCCCCUUAAGAACACAAGAUGUUAAAUUAAAAGUAUGU
Messenger RNA from Drosophila sechellia, 1261 nucleotides. RefSeq lists its product as uncharacterized. The transcript has 2 exons. Lineage: Eukaryota; Metazoa; Arthropoda; Insecta; Diptera; Drosophilidae. The record is from RefSeq and is a predicted model, not a curated record. The coding region runs from base 187 to 1092 and encodes 301 amino acids.